GGAACUGCAAGGUUGUUUUUUUUUUUUAAUUUCCUUGCCUAAGAUAGGCUGUGGGUUGUGUGUCCUGUGUCUCUCUUCUGUGCUUUGGGAUUUGCCCUGUUCUUUAAAUUUGACUUGUGCAGUAACUGGCCUUUUGUAAGGCAGCAUGCUUAAUUAUUCCUGCUUGCCAAUUACAAGUAAUAAAGAGCAUUUUGGGGUAUGUGUAUUCUUAAAUUGAGAAAGAGUGAGGGUGUGUUUCUGUUCUAUUCUCCACUGCCCUCAGCAUGUGUUUGGUUUAUGUUCUUUUAUUUCAUCCAAGUGCCUUAUUGAGGACAAGACCUAAAAUGUACAAUUUAUUCUUCUAUCUUUUGUUGUCUUUGAACCCUUACAGCUGUUUCCCAAAGCUAUCACUGCCUCAUGAGCAGGUGGGUUGUUUGCAUUUGCCUUCUCUGUUUCACCAGUUCUGCAAAAGCUACAGGUUGUCUUUCUCAAAUAAAACUCCUGUGUUGCUACAAAUGUAGUAAUACACACUGUACAGUACUACAAAUGUUGCUUUGGAUCUUUAUGUACAGAGACUACAGUUUUGAUACCUGUUAGUAGGUAGCAAGGCCACAAAGCCUUGAAAGCCUAACAGGUAUCUGAAUUGCAGAUUUCUGCUUUUAAAGACCUCUGCUGUCAUUUCUUUAGUCUGGAGGCAGGGGGGAAGUGUGUGUUUGAAAAUUUUAAUUCCCCUACUCCAGAAAUAGGAAUUUUCAGGUAAUGGGGCUUAUUGAGAUCUGAGCUAUGACAAUGGGGUAUUACUGACAUGAAAUGAAUUAUGUGAUCUCAGCAGGUUUACUAGCUGAUAAAUUACUUCUAGUUUUUAUCCUGAACCAAAUGGUUAGUUUCAUAUAAUAUAGUCCCUGGAAGUGGGACUUAAAGAGAUACCUCUGGGGAAGGAUUUUCAGUUCUUUUAAGAUGUGCUACUGUCUGUAGUAUAUAUGGGAAGAUGUGUUCUACUUAACAGUUUGGUGGGGAUUUUCUUAAAAAAAUUUCAGAUGAGCCAUCCAUGCCUUCAUCUUUCCUGAAAAUAGUAUUUUUUGAAUGUAGAAAUACAGGUUUAACUACAUUAAAUUAAAUUCAUUACUGUAUUGAAAAACCUCAGCUUGAUUUCAAAAGUUAUGCAGAAAAUGGGGCUUUCUGUGCUCUGGCUACUCCACUGUCACCUGUUUUUGCAUAUGGCACGAUUUCUUAACUGUAUGAGAAACUGUGCACAUAAUACUUGUUGAAGACACCUACAGAUUUCUAGAUUCAGUCUUUUCUUGCAGCAAGGGAGGCCAGCAGCCUCUCUAGGCUGCAUCAGGAACCAGCACUCCCUCUCACGAGAAACAGUCCUCCAUGAACUUCUUCAGCCUGAGUCCUUUCCACAGGCUUCAGUUCUUCACAAACUGCUGCAGUGUGGGUUCCUCCCUCUCCCCCCAUGGGGUGCAGUCCUUCAGGAAUAGACUGCUCCACUGUGGGUCCCUGUAGGGUACAAGUCCUUCUUCAACCCUGCUCUAGCAUGGGCUUCCCACUGGGUCACAGCCUCCUUCAGCCCAGCAUGGGGCUCUCUGUGAACUGCAGGUGGAUCUCUGCUCCACCAUGGACCUCUGUUGGCUGCAGGAGGACAGCCUGACUCACUGUGGUGUGCCUGGGAAUCUGCCCUGGCAGCUGGAGCUCCUUCUCCCCCUUGUUUCUUCACUGGCCUGGGUGUCUCCACAGCUGUUCCUCUCAAGCUGUCUCACACCAUCUUUGGCACAAUUAUUGUUGCAGAGGGGGUUUUUUUGCGUUAUCAAAUAGUGGUCCCACAGGUACAACUACCAUCACUGGGCUUGACCUUAGCUGGUGGCAGGUUCAUCUUGGGGCUGGAUGACAUUGGCUCAGUCAGACAUGUGGGAAGCUUCUGGCACCUUUGCACAGAAACCACCCCUAGGGCCACCUGCUACCUAAACGUGGCCAUGCAAAACCAGUGUGGUUGCCCAGGUUUCCUUUCCAAACUUGCCUGUUAUGUCAUUCUCUAUAAUGAGAGUGUGGUUGUUAGUAGAAAUAAUGGAUCCAAGGUGAACCUCUGUAGGGCCGGCACAAAGUGGAGGUGCUGGAGAAAGAAUCUGAAUAGCAAUAAAGUUGGAAUGCAGAUGGGGUAAAUGACUAAUGAGGGGAAAAGAAUAUCGUUGAUAAGCCACUAAUGCAGUAGCCACAGGUAAAGGAGCUCCUGUUAACACAGAAGGGUAUGAGAAAUUCUAAGAUUUUUACUGCAAGCCUGAGAAAGCUGGUAGCAGGGAGGAUGGCAGCAUCUCUUUGUAUGGGUCUAAAGUACUGCUGGAAUUUGCUGUCCUCACUGGUGUUUCUCUGCCCUGUUAAUUGAUCCAAAGUGUAUUGUAAAUGUAAAAAAUAAGUUGGCCAGCAGCUAAAAAAUUGGAGUAUUUUUACACUGAUUAUAUUUUAUCAAAUAGGUACUGAAUGCUCAUCUGUUGCUUUUAAGACCUGCUGGAGUUGGUAAGAGGAACUGUAGUUGCCUCUGGGCAAGUACUGUUGUAGAAGCAUUCAUGUGUCCCAAGCUUCAAUUACUCUUACUCGGAAGUCUUUGCGGUCAAAAGAUUGACAUAGCAGUUGUGGGUGGUAGUUUGGUGUUGAUUUCUGGGGGUUGUUUGGGGUACUUUCAGGUUAGUAGUGGGUGAAUGUUAGCACCUCAGAACUUCACAUAAUUCUGUGUUUUGCAUUUUCUUUCUGAAAUGGUGCCUACAAUCUAGUUCAAUGUCUGGGAUCUUGAGAAGCUGUACCGAGAAACACGAGAAUCGCUGUGAUACGCAGCCUGGGGAACAGCUCUUAAAGGGUGCUUCCUUGCUUGCUCUUCCAGGAUUUUCACCUGGAGUUAACAACUGCAGGCUUCUUUUAGUAACAAGAGAUGUGUAGUCCCUAACUCACUUAGCAACCUUGGGCAUUUAUUUGUCUUUUUUGCAGCCAACGAAUGCGGUCUCGGAAGUGGGGCAUCUCCAGCUUGAUAACGACUGUUCGUUGUUUGGAAUAUAUUUUACCCUGUAUUUGCCGUGCAGAGAUGAUACAAAGUGGAAAAGGUUGCUAAAUCCCUUAUUCUUGACUUUGCUUCCAGCCCCGGCCGCAUCGCCCUUCUGUGGGGCGGGGGCCGUCCGUCGCCUCUCGGGCGGGGCGCGGUGCGGAGGCGGCGGAUUCCCCCAUCCCGGGGUUGGGGCGCGAUGGGCGCAGCCGUGCGGGGCUGCGCAGGGACGCCUGGGGCGGAGGCGCCGGUGCCCGCGGAGAAGCCGGCCCGGCUUCGCGGGGCCCGUGGCGAGGGGAGGCGGCCGGGCGGUGUCCGCCCUGCAGCGGGGCUGCUCUGCCUCUCUGCUAGCAGCGAUCGCCGUUCCGUUCCGUUCCGUGCUCGCUGUUCGCGGGUGCGCCUACCGAGCCCUGAGCUGCCGUCGUGCCAAAUCCCGAGAGGUGCCAAGUGCUGCCGGUCUGUAACAGCCCGCCGGGGCCGCCGCCGGCUCCGCAGCAGGUCUCGUAGCAUCUGCUGGCGGGUUUGAACUCUGUCUGCUUGUAGGGUUAUUGGAAAGCAACUGGCUCCUCGGGAUUCCUUGCCUAAUCAGAGGUGUUACCUCCUCCUCUUCCCCCAGUGUCUCUUGACAUCAUUUCAUCCAUCAGAGUUUCAGAGGAAAAAAAAACACCAACCAAAGCAGAACCCACCCAGUCUGAGAGCAGCCCACACCAGCCCCUCAGUUUUGCCGUGACUGCAGGGAAGAGCUGGAUCGGGGCAAAGAUGAAGGAUGGGAGUGGGGCUGAACUCCGUGUCCUGAGGGAUUUGGUGCAGGGCGAACCGAGAGGAAUCCAGAGCGGUGCACCAGCUGGUAUCCCCCGUAUCCCGGCCGGGGAUCGGUAAGCCCCGCGAUCGCGCGUAGGGAUGCGAAGGUGCUUGACCCGCGGGAAAGGAGUAGCCCUCAAGCUGCCUUUGCCCCUGCUCGUCCUUGUUGCUCCAUGGGAUUUCUUCUGCCCCCCGCAACUGACCUGAUGUGGACCGAAGCGUUUCUAACAUGAACUUUCUCCCUCGGAUCUGGUGGUCUCUUCCCUUGGUCUUGGUCUGGGCGACCCCACCAGUCACCUCCUCAUGGUGUCCUCGCUGAACUGCAAACUGCCCGAGCAGAGGGCGGAGAGCCCGGCAGGGCCCGGCUUCGAGUGAUAGCUGGUGUCGGCGUGGGGAGUCUCGGGCAGCUCCCUGCAAAACGCGUUAGAAUGGAAACAUAAACCUGCCCCUGAAACUGGGGACCCCAAGCAAGCCCAGUCUUGGUGUAGAAGAGGAGUUAAACCCCUUCUUGUAAUCCUGGGGAAGACAUUUAACUUUGACUCUGGCUGACGCGCGAUUAAAGCCCGAUUUAUCAGACUGGGCAUGUUUCAAUAAAAUGACUAUCUGUGUCCUUAGUCGUAUAAACGUUAUUUAUUGUGAUGGCUUUUUGUCAUGGUGUCUUCUAAAUGCGAUAUUUUUUAGAAGUUACGGCAUUAACGAUUUCAUGAUCGUAUAUAAUAAUGAAAAUUCAAAAAAAGAACAUUUUCUUCUGUUUGAUCCCUUCAAAAGACACCUAUAGAAGUUUGGAUUUUAUGAAAGGUACCUUUCGAAACGUUUCAGGACUAAUAGAGACCAUCUGGAUACAGAUGAUGUAAUUUAAUUUUUUCAAGGUUUGGUUGUUGUUUUUUUUUAAGUACUGCACGGAGCUGCAAUAGCGGGACUUGGGGUUCUCCCGAAUGCUUCACGUUAUUAAAAAAAAACACAGGGUCGAUGACUAAUUGUAAAGGAUUUCCACCAAAAAGGCAGAGGUAGCUGCAGCUCGGGACCCGCGGCGGAGGCUCCGGGCGAGAGGACCCUGCUUGCCGGGAGUGGGCCCCGGCGCUGCCCUGCCCCUUCCCUCCCGCAGGUACAUGGGCGCCGUGGGCUCGUCGCGGGUGAUGUGCGACAACGUGCCGGGCCUGGUGAGCCGGCAGCGGCAGCUGUGCCGGCGGCACCCCGAGGCGAUGCUCUCCAUCGGCCGCGGCGUGGCCGCCUGGACGGCCGAGUGCCAGCACCAGUUCCGCCGGCACCGCUGGGACUGCAACGCCCUGGAGCGGGGACAGCGCCUGCUCGGCCGCGUCCUGCUGCGCAGUAGUCGAGAAUCUGCUUUUGUACAUGCCAUCUCCUCUGCUGGAGUUGUUUUUGCCAUCACCAGGGCAUGUAGCCAAGGGGAGCUGAAAUCCUGCUCCUGUGAUCCCAAGAAGAAAGGCUCUGCCAAGGACAGCAAGGGCCAUUUUGACUGGGGUGGCUGCAGUGAUAACAUUGACUAUGGCAUUAAAUUUGCCAGAGCCUUUGUGGAUGCCAAAGAACGGAAAGGAAAAGAUGCCAGGGCACUGAUGAACCUUCACAACAACAGAGCUGGAAGGAAGGCCGUGAAGAGGUUUUUGAAACAGGAGUGCAAAUGUCACGGUGUGAGUGGAUCCUGCACUCUAAGGACCUGCUGGCUGGCCAUGGCAGACUUUAGAAGGACAGGAGAUUAUCUGUGGAAGAAAUACAAUGGAGCAAUUCAGGUGGUGAUGAAUCAAGAUGGCACGGGUUUCACUGUGGCUAAUAAGAAAUUUAAGAAGCCAACUAAGAAUGACCUGGUAUACUUUGAGAGCUCUCCAGACUACUGUAUCAGGGACAGGGAUGUAGGGUCCCUCGGGACAGCAGGCCGGGUGUGCAACCAAAGCUCCCGUGGCAUGGACAGCUGUGAGGUGAUGUGCUGCGGCAGAGGCUACGACACCUCCCGCGUCAGCAGGGUGACAAAAUGCGAGUGCAAAUUCCACUGGUGCUGCGCUGUGCGCUGCCAGGACUGCCUGGAAGUGGUGGACAUCCACACCUGCAAGGCGCCCAAGAGCGCUGCCUGGAUUUCCCGGACAUGACACACGGGCUGCUGAUGCUGAGGACCACAGCCUUUGCCCUUCCUGGUCCAUGCAGGGAACACAUCAGAGAUCUUUUUACUUCUAUGCCUCUUUUGCCUUUGUUGUUCAUUGCAGAGAUGCUGCUGAAAAAUUGAUAUAAACCCUGCGGCAUUUACUUGGCAUUUCUGCAUGACAGUGUUGCUGCAGAGCUGUCUCUGCAUAAACUGAUGCAGCUCUGGAAGGAUGUACUUAUGCCAAGACUCUUCCAACCACCGUGUAACUCUCCCCCAGAACCCUUGUGGCAAUUCAUUCCUGCCAUCAGGAACACGAGAAGAUACAAAAUAUGGCACUUUUACAAGAUCACCACCACCGACCGCGUGGGCUGGGCUUGCUCAGGCAUCUUCUGAAGGAUCUUGGGCAGGUCACAGUUGAGCCCUGGCUACUGAAUGGCUCUGGAGUUUGAGCACUGGCUGGUGAUUUCCCCAUGAAAGAAAAUUUGUGGCCAGAUUGGUGAAAAACUUUACUGGAAGGGUGUUUGGUCAUCCCUGGUGGACUGGAGUUUUCCAGUAAGGUGGCUACCUGAGGCCACCCUGGCCACCAUUAGCACACUGUGGCUUCCUGUGGGGCAGGAAUUGGCCCAUGGCCUAAGACAAAGGAAAUUGCAGGAGAUACAUUCAGCCAUAACACUUCGAUGAACUAUUAGAGUCAAAGCUAAUGUCUUAGUUAUAUGUUUGUGAAAACUUGCCUUAAAAGCUUCUAAAAAUAAUAUUAACUGCUGAGGAUUUUUUUUUUUUCUGAUCUGAAGGAUUGAAUAGAAUGUUUUUUCCCCUAGGGAAAGCUGGGUACAGGACAGUCAACUACCUAAGGAUAAGGUUUCUUCUUUUUCACAUACACAAUAGUGGAAAAAUGUUUGUGAACAGUGGUGGAGAAGGAGAUGCCUUGCCUCUGUAAGGACUUGGAUUCUAAAGAAGUUAUCAGCGUCUAUGUUCUUUUAAAGUUAAUAAAUCUAUUAAAUGUG
This is a messenger RNA of Passer domesticus (house sparrow), 6910 nucleotides long. RefSeq names its product Wnt family member 2 (gene WNT2). The transcript is spliced from 5 exons. The record is from RefSeq and is a predicted model, not a curated record. The coding region runs from base 4921 to 5913 and encodes 330 amino acids. Gene Ontology annotation, cellular component: extracellular region. Gene Ontology annotation, biological process: canonical Wnt signaling pathway; multicellular organism development; cell fate commitment. Lineage: Eukaryota; Metazoa; Chordata; Aves; Passeriformes; Passeridae. Gene Ontology annotation, molecular function: frizzled binding; cytokine activity.